AGUUACCGCUCGGGGAUCAUUAAGCGCGCAUUGCUUCUGCUAACCGCCGCUCGAUCGGAUCGUAUUUGGUUUUCUACAGUUCACUUUUGUUGUUGGCGUUGUGAGGCGGGCGCACACAAAGCAAAACUAAUUAAAAGUGUACACGAAACUAUAUAAACAACAAUAACAAACAAAACUAAUUUAAAUUACCAAAUGCAAAAUAAACACAACUAAGCACAAAAAACACCAAAAUUACAAAGUGCAUAGGCUGAUUUAAAUAAGAAAAAAAGUUUUGCAUAAAGUGGUUUUAGCAUUUGCCACGCACUUGAACGUAAACUCGAAAUUGUGAAUUUUAGUAUUUAAUGCCUUCACGUCUACACGUGGACGUACACAUACAUACAUAUGUGCAUGGAUAUUUGCUAAACUGUGCAGCAAAGAACGCUAAAGCAUCUGUUUACCUGUUUGUUUGUGUGUGAGCACGUGAGAUUAUCGAAGUUCAAUAUUAAAUACUUGAGAUACCCAGGAAACCCGUUUCGUUAUUUGUCUACACUAGCAACAUUGAAAAGGGGUUUCGGCACAUCCUGAGAAAUGAUCCGCUCUAAUGUAUUGCUAACCACGCUUGUGCUGGGCUUUCUGCUGUUUAAUGCCCAGGUGGAUGGUAAAGAAUAUAUGCGCUGUCAAUUAGCGCGUGAACUUUUGGAAAAAUAUGGAAUCAAUAAAACUUUUCUCUCUAACUGGAUAUGUUUGAUUGAGCACGAAAGCAACAGGAAUACCAAAGUAGUGAAAACAAAUCCGAAUGGCAGCGCCAGUUAUGGUCUCUUCCAAAUCAGCAGCAAGGAUUGGUGUCGCGUUAAUCGCAAAGGUGGCAUUUGUGAUAAAAAGUGUGAAGACUUCCUAGAUGAUAACAUCGCCGAUGAUGUGGCUUGCGCGAAAAUGAUCUUUGAACGUGCGGGCUUUAAGAACUGGUCCGGCUGGAAGGCUUCCUGUCGCAAUACGCAGAAUUUACCAAAUCUGGGCUUGGCGUGCAAUAUACAGACAGUGAGAGCGAGUCGAACAUUGAGAGUUGAUCAGAAGCCUAAUUAUUAUAAUAUAUUUAAUAUCAAAUAGGUAUAGUCGAUAGCGGAGCAGAGGGCAGAUUAGUAGUUUUGUUUUGUUACAGCAAAGUGCUCGAGCGUACGUAGGCACAUACACACAUAAGUGCCUGCAUGCAAAUCUAUUAUGUGCAUAUGUACGCCUCAUUUAAGGCCAGUACGUGUGCCUACAUAUUUACAUACUUAUGAACUAUGAACUACUAUUGGCAAAGCUACUUACUGAUUCAAAACAAAAACAACAAAAAAAAACAACAAAAAUUUGAAAACAUAAGCAAUAAAAAUAAAAUAGUUCUCCUAAGGCAUAUCAUCGCCGCAAACACUUUUCGUUUGCGUUUGAUUUUUUGCCGCCAAAAUGUGUCUGAAAAAAAAAUUGGAAUCUUAAAUGUUUUAUCUUCUAUGAAUUAGCCGACUUUAAGUAUUUUUUUAUGCUUUGUGUGCCUUAUCAAAGCUAUACAUACAUAUGCAAUGAAAAGAUGUGAACGGCAUGAGACGGGGGGAUCAUAAGCAACAAACCUGAGGAAAGUGAGAAAUUUAUGCUUCAAUGAAUUUAGUGUUCACCGUAUCAUACAAAAUCAGCGUUGGCUGUUCGGUAGUGGCGAUCGAUGUUGUUAUUGCUGAAGUAAACAACUGUGAUAAUUGGCCAUAAUGAAGCCAAAGCGGCCGAUAGUUGAACCACAAAGGUAGCUGCUAUGAGAAAACUGAAAGUGUUAAUGGAAUCAUUUAAGUUUGAAGUUGGUGUGGAAGAAAACGUAUGAAAAAAAGUAUUUGCAUGGAAAAAAAAUUAAAAGCGAAUGAAUCGCAAAAAAUGUUCUACUUGAAAACUUACAGCGCCAUAUUUUUUUACAAUAGUUAGUUCAAUUUUUCACGGCAGCGGUAUGCUUUAGUGGCCCUUUCACUAGCGCAUAAAUACACUGCCUUCAGUAAGUAGAGCUCUAGGACUUAUUCCGCAGUUUUGACAAUAUAUUUGUUUCCUAUUUAUUUUUAAUAAGUUUUUUAAGAAUAUAUAGUUUAUACGCUUACAAAAAUCAUAUAAAAAAGUUUCAAACUUUGU
Anastrepha ludens (Mexican fruit fly) is the source of this 2121-nucleotide messenger RNA. RefSeq names its product lysozyme c-1. Lineage: Eukaryota; Metazoa; Arthropoda; Insecta; Diptera; Tephritidae. The coding region runs from base 568 to 1086 and encodes 172 amino acids. The transcript has 5 exons. The record is from RefSeq and is a predicted model, not a curated record.